AUUCGGUGGAAUCAGCGCUAGAUCAGUUGACCGCUCGCGCUCUUCUCUCCGCGGCCUCCUCCUACCUAGCGAGCGCACAAAACCUCCACUAAUGGAGUCCAUUUAUCUCCACUCUCUAAACCCUAACCCUAACCCUAAUCCCCUCUCCCGCUCCACCUCCGGUCCAUGGCGAUCCCGCUUCGCUCCCAAUCUCCGAUCCUCCAAUCGUCUUCUCAGGAUCCGACGGCCCAGAUCCCUCGCCCCGCCCCUCGCGCUGCAGCGGCGUUCCUCCGACCACGACGUCGUCGUCGUCGGCGCCGGGAUCGUCGGGCUCGCCAUCGCCCGCCACCUCCUCCUCCACUGCGGCCUCUCCGUCGCCGUCGCCGACGCCGGCGUCCCGUGCUCCGGCGCCACCGGAGCUGGGCAGGGGUACGUAUGGAUGGCGCACAAGACGCUGGGGAGCGACGCGUGGCAGCUGGCGGUGAGGAGCAAGCAGCUGUGGGAGGAGAUGGCGGACGGCGUGGCGCGGGAGGGGUUGGAUCCUCAACACAUCUUGGGUUGGAAGAAAACAGGAAGCUUAUUGAUCGGUAGGAGUGCAGAAGAGCUAACUACAUUGGAAGAAAGGGUGAAAGUUUUUACUGAAGCAGGGUUGAGAGCCGAAUACUUGUCUAGCUCUUCAUUGAGUUCAAUGGAACCAGCACUUGAAGUUGGAAAAGAAGGUGGGGCUGCAUUUCUACCAGAUGAUUGCCAGUUGGAUGCACAUCAGACUGUUUCUUUCAUCGAAAAGCGUAAUAAGUCUUUUGCUCCGGAAGGCAGAUAUGCAGAGUUCUAUAAUGAUCCUGCCAUUGGCUUAUUAAGAUCUGAUAGAAGCGGAGCAAUCGAAGCUGUUCAAACUUCCGAGAAAAUCUUGUAUGGUAAAAAGGCUAUUGUAAUUGCUGCUGGUGCAUGGAGUGGAUCCUUGAUGAGAAGCUUUGACGUUAAUGCACCAGAUGUUCCUGUAAAGCCUCGAAAGGGCCAUCUUCUUGUGUUGGAGAACUUCAAUGAGAUUAAACUAAACCAUGGCCUGAUGGAGGCAGGAUAUAUAGAUCAUCAGGUCGGCACUUCGUCUGAUUCAGCUACAGCAGAUAGUGAGCAAACUUUGCUCUCCAUAUCAAUGACAGCCACCAUAGAUGCGAAAGGCAAUCUUGUUCUAGGCAGCAGCCGCCAGUUCAGUGGAUUUUGUAGAGAAGUAGACGAGUCUAUCAUCAAGCGCAUAUGGGACCGAGCAGGGGAGUUCUUUCCCACACUAAGGACUAUAUCUCUUGAUUCAUUGCGGAAGAGACAGAUAAGAAUAGGACACCGACCUUAUAUGCCCGAUGGGAAGCCGGUGAUUGGCCCUGUUCCCGGUUUGCCGAACAUUUUACUUGCAACAGGACACGAAGGAAGCGGACUUAGCUUGAUAUCUCAGGCAUUGGGCACUGCUGAAAUGGUUGCUGAUAUGAUCUUAGGGAACUCCCCUGUGGUGGACUGCACUCCGUUCUCCAUACGCGAGUAAUGAAAGCUUGAACUGGAUAUGUAAUUAUUUUGAAACUGUGUUACCUAAUGGGUCGAUUGAUUGUAAAAUUUACGUAAGAGUAUAAAAAUCGGUCUCAAACUAGAGGAAGACAAAAAGAUUGGACCAAUACAUACAAAACUGUUUGGUUGCAUGGCAGCAGCAUUUAUUUAUAGGGGCAAACGGAUUCGGGUUGGCAGAGCUCUUAUUCCAACCCCGAUGCGCUCGGAGUGCGGCGGUAAAUGGGACUGAUAAAUACAUUCUCGGAGCAGCCGUAAUUGGGACCGAAAAAAUAGACUCGGGGCAGUAAAUGGGAGUAGUUUUUAAAUCCGAAACAGAUUCAUCUGGAAUCCGCUCUGAAUAUAUAUUUUAAAUUAAAAUUUAGUCUAAUGUUUUUUAAAAAA
Molecule: messenger RNA, 1914 nt
Organism: Ananas comosus (pineapple)
Lineage: Eukaryota; Viridiplantae; Streptophyta; Magnoliopsida; Poales; Bromeliaceae
Product: glycine oxidase
Exons: 10
Coding region: 92-1513 (473 amino acids)
Cellular component (GO): cytoplasm
Molecular function (GO): oxidoreductase activity
Source: RefSeq, a predicted model, not a curated record